This is a messenger RNA of Gossypium arboreum, 2978 nucleotides long. Its product is annotated as phosphatidylinositol/phosphatidylcholine transfer protein SFH13. Bases 654 to 2525 code for a protein of 623 amino acids. NCBI's taxonomy places the organism in Eukaryota, Viridiplantae, Streptophyta, Magnoliopsida, Malvales, Malvaceae. The record is from RefSeq and is a predicted model, not a curated record. The transcript is spliced from 15 exons.
AUGAAAAGCAGAGAUUAAGGCUUAAGCUGAAGCUAUUUCUUUUUCACUUGCUGGAACCUUCAUUUGCUGCUUUAGCUUUUUAUCGAAGAGUUUCAUUUUUUCUUUGAUUUGUUUGUGUAGAGAAAACAUAGAAAAGAUUUAAAAGAACCAAAAAAAAAAAAAAGAGGAUAAAAAUCAGAUCAGAUCUUUCAAAAACAUUUUUUUUUACUUAAUUUUUAAUAUCGCUACCAGCAUUUUUUUCCAGAAAUUCCUCCACAUUUUCCCACAAAGUCUUCUUUUACUUUUAUGGUGUGUGUUUAUUUUCUUGCGUUCUCUCUCCUAUUUUCGAGAGAUUCGGUGCGGUUGUGGUUUGAUUGAUAGAUUCCCACCUUCGCUCUCUGGAGUAUUUUAUCUGUGGGUGCGUUUUCUCUUUCUCUCUUGCUUCUUAAUGGUGGAAAUGGAGGAUUGUGGAGAUCCGUACAAUUGAUAUGGUAAAUAAUCAAGCAUUGUAUUUGUGAGAGUUUUUGAAUGCGUUGCGGGCGUCUUCUUCUUUUAAUAGCUUUAACUGCGCUUUUACUCUCAUUUCUUAACGAUCAUGAUGGGUUUUUUACAUUCUAUUCAACAGUACUAAUAGCUUUAAAAGAUCAAAGCCUUUUCCUUUUGAGUUGCCAGAGAUGUCAGGGGUGGAAGAAAUUGGGGCAAAUGAUGAAAGCAGAGAUAGAAGGUCUGAUUUUGAUAACUCUGAGGAUGAGAGAAGGAGAUCCAAAAUUGGGAAUCUGAAAAAGAAGGCCAUAAAUGCGUCCAACAAGUUCACUCAUUCUCUUAAGAAAAGAGGGAAAAAGAAAAUCGAUUACAGGGCCCCUUCUGUAUCCAUUGAGGAUGUCAGGGAUGCAAAAGAGGAGGGUGCUGUUCAUGAAUUGCGUCAAAAGCUUCUUCAUAAGGAUUUGUUACCUCCUAGACAUGAUGAUUAUCACACUUUGUUGAGAUUCUUGAAAGCUAGAGAGUUUAACAUUGAAAAAACAAUCCAGAUGUGGGAAGAAAUGCUUAAAUGGAGGCAAGAGUUUGGAACAGAUACCAUUUUGGAGGAUUUCGACUUUGAAGAGCUAGAAGAAGUAUUGCAAUACUAUCCCCAAGGGUACCAUGGAGUUGACAAGGAAGGGAGACCUGUUUAUAUUGAGCGGUUAGGAAAAGCCCAUCCAAGUAGGCUUAUGAAAAUCACCACCAUAGACCGAUAUUUGAAGUACCAUGUCCAAGAGUUCGAGAGAGCUCUAUCAGAGAAAUUCCCUGCUUGUUCAAUUGCUGCAAAGCGACAAAUCUGUUCAACAACUACUAUAUUGGAUGUACAAGGACUGGGAAUGAAGAACUUUAGCAGGACUGCUGCAAAUCUUUUGGCUGCCAUGACUAAAAUAGACAACAGUUAUUACCCUGAGACAUUACACAGAAUGUACAUAGUCAAUGCUGGUCCUGGAUUCAAAAAGAUGCUUUGGCCUGCUGCUCAGAAGUUCCUCGAUGCAAAGACAAUCGGGAAGAUAAAUGUUUUGGAGCCCAAAUCUCUUGGUGGGCUACUGGAGAUCAUUGAUUCUAGUCAGUUGCCAGAUUUCUUAGGAGGGUCAUGCACUUGCUCUACAGAAGGAGGGUGUCUUAGAUCCAACAAAGGUCCAUGGAAUGAUCCAGAGAUAAUGAAGCUUGUACAUAAUGCAGAGAGAACAUUUGUUAGGCAAAUUACAAGAGUAUCAAAUGACCAGCAUAACUAUGAAUCUUAUGUUCAGAUACGGCCACUAAAGGGAAUGACUAGUGACACAUCAGCAGCAGAGUCAGAGAUCGAUGACCCGUGUUCUCCAACUGAACGGAGGAGCUCUGCAUUUCCUUGUUUGGCACCAGUUCACGAAGACGUGAGGGUGUCAGAUCCUAAUGCUUAUUAUAGUUGCAAUGAUGGUUUCCCUAUGAUUGAAAAAACUAUAAAAAGUGACCAAGGACUGCUAUAUUCACUAGAUCAGUUGCCUAGUUGUAGUAAUGCAGAUAGCCAAUCUCAUCGAAGAGCAUCUUUUUAUUCCGAAGGAAUUCCAAUCACCAGUUGGAUAGACAACGUCAAAGAAAAGUUUGGGAGAAGGAAUAUUCAGUCUUUUGCAAAAUUGCUAAUAGCUUUAUUGGUUAGAUUGGCUGCUUUUAUUCGUACUGUUCGAUUGGAAUCAUGGAGAAGACCAAACAAUAUACAUCCUUCAAAUGUGAUUGGAUCCAGCACGAAUAGCCAUUCAAAUGUAACAGUGCCAGAAGCUGUUAAUGAAGAGGACCAUGUCCGUCCCUGUAUAGAGCGUCUCCAGAAACUAGAGAAAGCAUUUGAGGAACUCUGCAACAAGCCUGCUGGAAUUCCAUUAGAAAAGGAGAAAAUGUUGAUGGAAUCUCUGGACCGAAUCAAAUGUGUUGAGUAUGAUCUCGACAAAACUAAGCGAGUUUUACAUGGUACAGUAAUGCGGCAAAUUGAGAUUUCAGAGUUUCUGGAUAAUAUACGGGCAUCUGAAUAUCAUCGACGAAGAUUGUUUUGUUGAAUUUUUGGAGAUAUUGACCGAUAUUGUUGGAAGGAGGCUCUAGGAGUAGAAGGUUGACGCUGACAAAAGUUCAUCAUCCGGGGCCAGCUUUGCUCGUGGCACCACGCAGUUGAUGAUGAAGCAUAGGGGAUGGACCUUUUUUUUUCCUUUUUAGCUUCUUCAUCUCCUUUUAAUCACCUACAGUACCAUGACUGAAGUUACAGUUGAGGUGUACGGAUUUUUCCAAAGCACACAGCUUUUGAACUGUGUAUGUAGAGAGAAAAUACAUCUAUAUGUAUGUAUCAGUGAAAGAUUUUCUUGCAAAUUACAUUCCUUUUCAAUUUUCCUUGUAUUGUAAUGAAUGUUACCAUGUCCUGCUUUAACUGUACACACUAAGCUUGUAAAACGAAAUUUUGAAGUCCAUCUUCCAGUGAGACGGCCACCAUUAAUACUUAAGUCCAAGGGAACAUAUAA